This is a messenger RNA of Dryobates pubescens (Downy woodpecker), 3202 nucleotides long. RefSeq names its product transmembrane and coiled-coil domain family 2 (gene TMCC2). NCBI's taxonomy places the organism in Eukaryota, Metazoa, Chordata, Aves, Piciformes, Picidae. Gene Ontology annotation, cellular component: endomembrane system. The transcript is spliced from 5 exons. Gene Ontology annotation, biological process: amyloid precursor protein metabolic process. The record is from RefSeq and is a predicted model, not a curated record. The coding region runs from base 116 to 2176 and encodes 686 amino acids.
GCGGGCGGGGCGGGGGCGCGGAGCCCGCGGGCCCCGCAGCGACCGCCCGGGCGCCGCCCGCAGCCGCCACCGCGGCCGUAAGCGCCCCCGCCUCCCGGGGGUACCGCGCACCGGUAUGAAGCGGUGCCGGUCGGACGAGCUGCGGCAACCCGAAGAGGAUCCCGGUGCCGCGGGGGAACCGCCCGGCCCUGUCGCCAUGGAGGCCAAGUCCGGGGAGGGGGCGGCGGCCCCAGAGACGGGCGCUGUCCCGCCGCCGCCGCGCACCAAGCCCCCCGAUCUGAAGAAGAUCCAGCAGCUGUCCGAGGGCUCCAUGUUCGGCCACGGCCUCAAGCACCUCUUCCACAGCCGGCGGCGGUCGCGGGAACGCGAGCAGCAGAGCUCGCAGGACUCGCUGCCGCCGCACCACGGAGCCUCGGACCACGACUCCCCCGACGAGAAGGAGCGGUCCCCGGAGAUGCACCGCGUCUCCUACGCCGUCUCCCUGCACGACCUCCCCGCCCGCCCCACCGCCUUCAACCGCGUGCUGCAGCAGAUCCGCGCCCGGCCCUCCAUCAAGCGCGGCAGCAGCCUGCACAGCGGCAGCCGCCGAGCCAAGAGCGGCUCCCUGGAGCCCCAGAGGGGCAGCCCCCACCUGCUGCGCAAGGCCCCCCAGGACAGCAGCCUCACCGCCAUCCUGCACCAGCACCAGGGCCGGCCCCGCUCCUCCUCCACCACCGACACUGCCAUCCUGCUGGCCGAGAGCGGCGCCGUCUACCUGCUCACCGAGGACACCGAGGGCCUGGCCGAUAAGCUGGACAAGGGGGACGUGACCGCCCUCAACCUGCCCCCCGGCACCGGCGGGCACGGCGACGCCGAUGGCACCAUCUGCCUGGACGUCCCCGAGGGCACCCCUGACCCCCACAGGACGAAGGCCGCCAUCGAGCACCUGCACCAGAAGAUCCUGAAGAUCACGGAGCAGAUCAAGAUCGAGCAGGAGGCGCGGGACGACAACGUGGCCGAGUACCUGAAGCUGGCCAACAACGCCGACAAGCAGCAGGCGUCGCGCAUCAAGCAGGUCUUCGAGAAGAAGAACCAGAAGUCGGCUCAGACCAUCGCCCAGCUGCACAAGAAGCUGGAGCACUACCACAAGAAGCUGAAGGAGAUCGAGCAGAACGGCCCCUCCCGGCAGCCCAAGGACGUCUUCAGGGACAUGCACCAGGGCCUGAAGGACGUGGGGGCCAACGUCCGCUCCAGCAUCAGCGGCUUCGGGGGCGGCGUGGUGGAAGGGGUGAAGGGAGGCCUCUCGGGGCUCUCCCAGGCCACCCACAGCGCCGUGGUCUCCAAGCCGCGGGAGUUCGCCAGCCUGAUCCGCAACAAGUUCGGCAGCGCCGACAACAUCGCCCACCUGAAGGAGGCGCUGGACGACGGGCACCCCGAGGAGGCGGCGCGGGCGCUCAGCGGCAGCGCCACCCUGGUCUCCAGCCCCAAGUACGGCAGCGACGACGAGUGCUCCAGCGCCACCUCCGGCUCGGCCGCCGGCAGCAACUCCGGGGCGGCCCCCGGCGGGCUGGGCAGCCCCAAGUCCAACACCUUGGACAGCCACCACAACAGCUUCGACGCCAUCCUGGAGGAGCUGCGGGAGAUCAAGGACAGCCAGUCCCACCUGGAGGACUCCAUGGAGGACCUCAAGGCCCAGCUGCAGAGGGACUACACCUACAUGACGCAGUGCCUGCAGGAGGAGCGGUACAGGUACGAGCGCUUGGAGGAGCAGCUCAACGACCUCACUGAGCUGCACCAGAACGAAAUGACCAACCUGAAGCAGGAGCUGGCCAGCAUGGAGGAGAAGGUGGCCUACCAGUCCUACGAGAGGGCACGGGACAUCCAGGAGGCGGUGGAGUCCUGCCUGACGCGGGUGACCAAGCUGGAGCUGCAGCAGCAGCAGCAGCAGGUGGUGCAGCUGGAAGGGGUGGAGAAUGCCAACGCCAGGGCGCUGCUGGGCAAGUUCAUCAACGUCAUCCUGGCCCUCAUGGCCGUGCUGCUGGUCUUUGUCUCCACCAUCGCCAACUUCAUCACGCCGCUGAUGAAGACUCGCACGCGCAUCCUCAGCACCGCCCUGCUCGUCCUCUUCCUCUUCUUCCUCUGGAAGCACUGGGACUCCAUCAGCUACUUCCUGGAGCACAUCCUGCUCCCCAGCUGAUCUGCAGCCCAGCCACUGCUGCCUCCCCCUGCCCCCUCCCCGAGGUCUUUCCGAGGAGAGGUGGUGCAAAGCCUUUGGGUUGUCUCUUCGCGGUUUGGCUUUCGCCUGGUGGAGCUGGGAUCCCCUGGGGUGUCUGGGAUGGGCAGGAUGGGGAAGGAGGAGGAUGAAACUGGGAGUUUAGGGGGCUCUGGGGGCUUUUCCUAGGAGUUUUGGAUGGGUUUCUCAAUGCCCUUCUGUUCUGGAAGUCGGUGGGAAAGAGGCCUUCUGCGGGGGGCUGCUGGCGGCGGGAAGGAUCGAGCUGGACCAAACCUGGCUCCAAGAGGACUUUCUGUGGAGAGAGAGAGGAGAGGUUAGCUGGGGCUGGGGUUGCACUUCUGUCCUGGAAGGCCAAAAUGGCAAAACAGCUCAGUCCCAGGAUGGAGUGGAAGCAAAGCAGGUGGCAAAGAAGAAAGCAGGUCCAAAGCCACCACGGCAGGACCUGCGCAUCCCACCAGCCUCUCCCAACCCCACCACAGCCCAGGCAGCACACAGCAGGGCUGUGACACCAUCCCUGUGUCCCUACAGGGCUGGGACAGUGGAGCUGGGCAGACAGAGGGGGGGACCCAAUGCUGGAGACAGCUCCAGCACAAGCAGCAUCCCCUCAGCCGGUUUCCCUUCAUCGAUUUGAUUCCUUCUCCUUCAGCUUUGAUCUGAUCUCUUCAGGGACACUUGGACUGUGCAGCAUCACACCUGCAGGCCUGGCAGCCCCUGCACUGUGUCUGUCUGUCUGUCUGUCUGUCUGUGUGUGGUUUUUAAUUUAACCCCAAGACUCUCUUCCCAUUUGUGAAUCAAAAGCUGGGAGAGCUGGGGGAGGGGGAGGAAGGGGAGCAGCUGCCUUCUUCCCCCCUGCCCCCAGCCCUACCCAAGAGCACAGCAUGCUGUCUCAGAUGGUUCUUCAAUGAUUUCCUACCUAUAUAUUUCUGUACUAUAGCUCUACACACACACAUUAGAGGUAUAAAUAUAUCUGUAUAUAUAUAAAAGCAUAUG